CCAGACGCUCAGCGCCCAAUCGCGGCGCGUAAACUGAACUUUGUUGUUGUCAGCAACUAACAGCUAGUUGUAAGCUAGUGCUAGCCGGUGAGCUAACAGCACAAUAUCGCUUGUCUCAUUCAAGCUAAUAAAGAAUUGGAGUACAGUAACGGUUGUAACGGUUAAAACAGUCGCUCUCACCGGCCGUUUGUCUCCGAUAUCAAGAAAGAUGACUUCUGCACUGUGUGAUCCAAUUCUAGAGAGACAUUUCAAGGGUCACAGGGACACUGUGACAAGUGUGGACUUCAGCUGCAACACGAAGCAGAUUGCCACAGGCUCUAUGGACUCCUGUGUGAUGAUCUGGAACAUGAAACCUCAGAUGCGAGCGUAUCGUUUUGAUGGACACAAAGAUGCUGUCAUUUCUGUUCAGUUUUCUCCCUCUGGCCACCUGGUGGCCUCCGCCUCCAGAGACAAGACUGUACGUCUUUGGGUGCCCAGCAUGAAGGCUGAGUCAACAGCUUUCAGGGCUCACACUGCCACCGUGCGCAGCGUUAACUUUUCUGGUGACGGACAGACUCUGGUCACAGCCUCUGACGACAAGACUAUCAAAGUCUGGACUAUCCACAGGCAAAAGUUUCUCUUCUCUCUCAACCAGCACAUCAACUGGGUCCGCUGUGCCAAGUUUUCUCCAGACGAUCGUUUGAUUUUGUCGUCCAGUGAUGAUAAGACUAUAAAGCUAUGGGACAAGAAUAGCAGAGAGUGUAUUCAUUCUUUCUAUGAACAUGCUGGUUAUGCAAACCAUGUGGAUUUCCAUCCCAGUGGAACAUGCAUCGCUGCGGCCAGUACUGACAACUCUGUCAAGGUGUGGGACACCAGAUCCCAUAAGAUGCUACAGCACUACCAAGUCCAUAGUGGUGUGGUGAACAGCUUGUCUUUCCACCCGGGUGGUAAUUUCCUCAUUACUGCGUCCAGCGAUUCCACAAUGAAGAUACUGGACCUUGUAGAGGGCAAGCUACUGUAUACACUGCACGGACACCAGGGUCCAGUGACCUGUGUGGCCUUCUCCAGGACAGGAGAGUACUUUGCCUCUGGAGGUUCUGAUGAACAGGUAAUGGUGUGGAAGAGCAACUUUGACUGUGCUGAAUACAGCGAUGGUGUCAGGCUGCAGCAUAAAACUACUUCCAGCUUGCAGGCAUCACCAGCCAACUCCACGGCUCACCCGCCCUUUAACUCGCAUCCAUCUGUGCUCCAUAGCCAGGCUUCUGAACCAUCAGAACAUUUUAACGGACAGGACUCCCACACUGCUGCCCACACUCAGAGCGGCAGUCGCAGCGGCAGCCACAGCAGAGCGACACAUUCUCACACCUACAGAAACCACAGCACCUGUUCCUCCUCCACCCACCACACGCAGGCCCAGGGCUUACCACAGCACUCAACCCGGGUUCAAACACAGUCCCAGGCCUCAGAUGGAGGGGUCCUUCCGGGUCUAGCCAGCUCCCUGGAACACAUCAUAGGUCAACUAGAUAUUCUCACUCAGACGGUUUCGAUCUUGGAGCAGCGGCUGACGCUGACAGAGGACAAGCUCAAAGAGUGUUUGGAGAACCAGAUGGAGAUCGGCCUACAUCUCCAGAGACGAGAGGAGGCCUAAAAGAUGGCGGCAUCAGAGAGAGUUUGAGCUGUGGUGUGAGGGGAAAUGGGAUCACAUCAACACCAUAAACAGAAGCACAUGUACAGUACUCCCUCAUUGUUGUUAGAUCACACUUUAUAAUGUGCGAUCUUACACACAGUGACACAGACACAGGUUUAGCAAAGAGUUGAUGUGAGCCGUUUUUCUGAGUGGACUUUAAAUGCACUCUGAGCCUCACUGCUGAUGUACUGUGUCUGGUUAUUUUACAAAGAGAUAUCAGAAGUGAAGGAGUUGAAUAUUAGAGAAGUUGUUCCUCUACAACAGUGCUGAGAGCGCAGUCCCUUUUCUGCUGACGAAGGACCUGCUGCUAGUCACUGUGUGUGUGUGUGUGUGUGUGUGUGUGUGUGUGUGUGUGUGUGUGUGUGUGUGUGUGUGUGUGUGUGUGUGUGUGUGUGUGUGUGUGUGUGUGUGUGUGUGUGUGUGUGUGUGUGUGCACGAUAGCUGCAAAAGUGUAGACACAUGCAAGAGACUUUAGUACUUGCCUAUGCACUGCACGUGUGGACAUUUUUAACUCUAUUUGCGUGUGCAGGCUCACGCAGAAUGGCAUCAUCUAAAAGCACAUAUACUGUAAACAGUGUACACAACCAAAAUGUCCAUAGGGCACAGUUGUCAUUUUAGUUGCACGCAGUCCAGUACAAGAAUUUCAUCAUUUUUAAAUUGGAAAAAGAGGCUCAUUGAAAAAGUCAUUUUUCAAACAGUCAGAAAUAGUUACUGCAGAGCCAAUACAGUGUCUUUAUUGUGUCUUACAUUGUUGGUUUUGGUCUUCUAAUUGGAUUGUUGACAAUGAAAGAAAUCAAAAAUAGCGUCAGUCUUAUACUUUAAGGUAGAAUGAUGGUGCUAUAUGCAUUGGUUUUCAAGUUGGAUUUUCAACUCUGCGAGUGCAGAACGGCUGAUUGUAAUUACUGCAGUUUGAAAUAUAAGCGUCUUGUUCAGUCCCUUUAUAUCCUUUGUCUGAAACUUUUAUACACUGAAUGUAACUUAUUGUGUACCUUCUUAAUAAAUGUUUUUUUCACUCUUA
This is a messenger RNA of Siniperca chuatsi (mandarin fish), 2684 nucleotides long. RefSeq names its product POC1 centriolar protein A (gene poc1a). The transcript is spliced from 11 exons. NCBI's taxonomy places the organism in Eukaryota, Metazoa, Chordata, Actinopteri, Centrarchiformes, Sinipercidae. Gene Ontology annotation, biological process: cilium assembly. Gene Ontology annotation, cellular component: ciliary basal body; centriole. Gene Ontology annotation, molecular function: protein binding. The record is from RefSeq and is a predicted model, not a curated record. Bases 209 to 1627 code for a protein of 472 amino acids.